CACGGCUUCCGUUUGCAGGAUUAGGUUAUGGGAGGGAAGUGCUACGCUGCGCUCAGUGUACUGCCCUACGGACUGGGAGGUCGAGGUAGUUGGGGAGAGACGUGCAGCUUGGCCUGCCUGUGACAGGGGUUGAGCCCGCGGUUUCAGCGUUGACACGACGAAACAGAACACUGUCACACCAUUCCCUCGCUGACACUUCCCCUUCCACUUUCCAGGGUCAUGUACAGCCUCGGCAGCCUGCUAGGCCAACUCCGGACAGCCCUCUUCCCCAGACUGCAGGAUAAGUUUCUCCAAGUUGCAUGCAGUGGAGCACGUCAGCAGCUCGGGUCGUGGAACAGUGGAGCUAAGCCAGCUGCGCAUAGCCUUUCUUUGGAAGCCAGUCGCUGGGUCCACAGAUUUGUAGGAACUUCCACGGGACCCCAGCAGCAAGGUGGCACUUUUUAUGAAUUCCGCACCUAUGCCAUACAGCCAGGGAAGAUGGCUGACUUUUUAAAGCUAACAGGUGAUAAUAUUCACCUGCGCACCGCCCAUUCAGAGCUGGUUGGCUAUUGGUCUGUAGAGUUGGGGGCUCUCAAUGAAGUCUUACAUAUAUGGAAAUAUGGUAGUUAUAAGGAGCGGAUUGCAGUGCGAGAAGCUCUGGCAAAUGAGAAAGAUUGGCAACAGUAUUAUAUUUCAAAAAUGGUCUCACUGGUCACCAAGCAAACAAAUGAAAUCACCUACCUGGUACCUUGGGCACAGAUGUAUACACCAUCAAAACCAGGUGUAUAUGAAUUAAUAAGCUAUCAGAUGGUGCCAGGCGGACCAGCUGUGUGGGGAAAAGCCUUCCAGAAAGCAGUGAGUGCACACGAGCACGUUGGAUACUGCAAGUUGAUUGGGAUAUUCCACAGCGAAUUUGGCAAACUCAACAGAGUCCAUGCCCUGUGGUGGUAUGAGGACUGCGAUGCACGAGCAGCUGGAAGGCGCAGGGCUCACGAGGACGUCAGGGUGGUGGCAGCAGUGAGGGAUAGUGCAACAUACCUGAUGACCCAGAACAACAGACUUCUAAUUCCUACACCUUUCUCGCCUCUGAAAUGAUUCCACAUACUGAAAAUACCUUCUUGUUUUCUUCUGAGAGAGAAGUUGACCUACAGAAUUCUAGAGUCUUUCUUUGAGGCUUGUUGAUGAACACUUUGCUUAGGCAAUGAUUUAUAAUUUAUAUUCAUAAUAGUGUGUACUGAUUAGAUUAAACAUUAAUUGUAAUUUGUCGUUCUGUGAAAUCUUUUGCAUUUUCCAUUAAAAUUCCUUGAAAUAU
This is a messenger RNA of Hypanus sabinus (Atlantic stingray), 1291 nucleotides long. RefSeq names its product nipsnap homolog 3A (C. elegans) (gene nipsnap3a). NCBI's taxonomy places the organism in Eukaryota, Metazoa, Chordata, Chondrichthyes, Myliobatiformes, Dasyatidae. Bases 220 to 1074 code for a protein of 284 amino acids. The transcript has 7 exons. Gene Ontology annotation, cellular component: mitochondrion. The record is from RefSeq and is a predicted model, not a curated record.